UACCAUUUAACUGUCACGUCAAUAAAGAAAACCUCAUACACAUUUAUAUUUUCCAAAUUCAAGUAUAAUAUUUUCGGUCAUCGGGUUGGUUUUCACCACCAAAUUUUUAACAUUCUAAAACGAUACAACUGUAUAUUCAUUGGUGACAGUUACCAAUGUUAGAGAAUGCAGUUGGAAAAACGCGUGCGUUUAGGAUUAGCAUUCAAAAUGAUGCAAAAUUAACGAGGACGCGUUUUUCGUACUCCUUACACAAUCAAAAUCUAAACCAAAUGAAUUCUGCGGAGUGUGGUUUCGCAGUGAUUCACUUCAAUCCCAAUAAAGAACCUAGUAUCAAGCCGCUGAAGGAAAUCCAACCAAAAAGCCUAAUAUUAUCCUCGAGAACAGAAAUCUCCCACGACGAAACCGUCAAACUCGCCCGUGAAUCCAAAAUUGCCCAUAAUAUUUUUUUGUCAAUAUUCCCCCAAGCCAGGGAUGAAGCACCUAGAAAAUCUCUGAUUAAAACUUCCGGUUAUAAAUUAUCGACGCAGCAAGGAAAGCCUUGCCAUCACCAACUGAUCACAGAUUCGCAAGUUCGACACAAAUCAAGCACGAUCAAACCUCUCAGUUGUCGCGACAAUUCAAUUCAUGCAUCGCAGCAUAUUCGCAAAACUCAAACAACAAGUAAGAGAGCAAAUGUUUCCCCGAGAACAUCAAGCAUUACAAGAUCUUCAACAGAAAUGCGAGCUAUACCCGCAUUUGAUUCUAGCCUUCCUAUCCAAAAACCUUCAUACACCAACUUUUGUUUGAACAACAGCGCAAACCUACAAAUACCCAAUUAGUUGAAUACUAGAUAUACAACAAUUUUUAAUGAAAAUGAAGGCAAGAAGCAAAAAAUGCAAGGCAUUAACAACGCAUUACAAAACGGGAAACAACAUUGCAUUAAAACAUAAUUCAGACAUCAAUGAAUCCAGACAUAGUACUCAUAAGGCUCUAGGCGCUCUAGAUGCACAUGAGGAGAGUGAGCAUUCCAGCGACUUCAAAUCAUUAUCAAAAUCGACCAAUAAGACAAGCCAAAGCAAGCCAACAAAAUCAACGUACAGUUCGAAGAUUGCAGAGAAAGAAAUCAUACAAUAUUGGCCGACAGCAGAUAAAUCUCCUUUAAAAAGUAACACACGUGAAGAGGUACCUCUGCAUGUUAAUUCCUCAACAUCCCUGGAAACAAAUUUGAUUCAAGUAUCUUCGAUAUUGGUUACCAAUCGGGAUAGUCAUAAUGGUAAACAAAAAGAUUUAGCUGAUGUCAAAAGCAGUCGCACGUACUCAUCCGAUCUUAGCCCCAGUGCAAUCACACAGGAUUCAUUGCUCACUUCUAAUAAAGACAGUUCAUCUACUACAGGAGAGCUGGCAGUACGGGUGCGCUGUGCUAAAAUACAUAAGACUACCAAAAGCACGCAAGUAACUGAUAUAGCUCUGCAAUGCACUCUGCACAAAAAGAAUAAAGCUACAUUUUGUCAAUGUCAGAUUCUUUGUCAAACACAAUCCAUUCAAACAAUGCCACCACCGAAGAAAGAUCAUAGAUUAAAUAUAUUUACAAAUGCAUUUGAAGUAUUGUUCUCACAGAAAACUAGGACCGAAGCCUAUGAAGGUAUCGCAUCUGUACCUCUAAGUGAAGGAUCUUCAACAACAGUAUCGUCAUAUACUACCAUGGGACCUACUAGCGCUGACCGACAAAUAAAAUGCUGGGCGGAAAUCAAUAAUGAGAAUGAAAAUAAGUUUAGAUACCAGAUACAAAAGAAAGAACCAGUUAAGGUUAAAUCUGAAUCCAUCGAAACAAAUAUAUCCUAUUCGCAUUCAACUCCAGCAACGCCAGUAAGCAGCGUUAGCAGUAACACGUUUCAAAUGGCCCAAAGUGAUAUAAUGGAAGAAGAGGCUGCACUCCGGGAUUUACGAGAUAGAAUAAAUGCGAAAUUUUACAAUAAUGGUGCAUACAAUGCGCCCCAAUGGUCCCCACCUGCGUAUCCUCAACAAGCAAGGUACCAAACCCCACUACAAAUGUAUCAACAAGCUCAGCAAGGGUAUUCAUCCACAAAAUAUCUUCAUCAGUAUCCACCACAACAACAAGCUACAUAUAUCAACCAGCAAGAUAAGGGAUAUUAUACCCCCAUUCCUAAUAUGGAAGGAUCUAGGAACCUUUGGAACCAUUAUCAAAAUGACAACAUUCCAUUUGAGCACUUUCCUCAAAACGAUAUGGAAAAAACAAAAAUUUGCCAAAAGAAGUCGCUCGCAAACGUACCCAGCACUGCAUGGUAUUCCAAAACACAGACACUUUCUCAACCAAGAUCGAAGAGUAUAGAUAACUUCUGCACUCAAAAUCAGUGUGAGUAUCAGCCUAUGAUGUAUGCUAACGCGUCGCCGUAUCCAAUGGGUCAAAUGUAUCAAUAUUACAAUUAUGAACAACCGCCAUUGCAAAGAGAUUUCUAUUGAAUAAAAUAAGAGUGAAUUUUAA
This is a messenger RNA of Dalotia coriaria, 2482 nucleotides long. RefSeq lists its product as uncharacterized. NCBI's taxonomy places the organism in Eukaryota, Metazoa, Arthropoda, Insecta, Coleoptera, Staphylinidae. The record is from RefSeq and is a predicted model, not a curated record. Bases 847 to 2460 code for a protein of 537 amino acids. The transcript is spliced from 2 exons.